Molecule: messenger RNA, 2130 nt
Organism: Hibiscus syriacus
Lineage: Eukaryota; Viridiplantae; Streptophyta; Magnoliopsida; Malvales; Malvaceae
Exons: 3
Coding region: 137-1513 (458 amino acids)
Source: RefSeq, a predicted model, not a curated record
CCAAAUCUCGAAAGUGCCCCAAAUUCAAAACCCUAAAGCUUCACACAAUCUCAUCCCUACACGUUCACACGAAUGGGAAUGGUAUCGGUGGAACCCUAAAAAUACCCCUCCUCCCUGAAACCUGAACGGAACUCUAAUGGAAUCCCCUCCGAUAAAGAUAUUGGAUGGUCGUCCCACUUCCCGCAAGCGCCUCCUCUCGGACUGCGCCAAGCCCGAAACGCCGUUAUCGUUGCAUCAACCUCCCCUUAAAAAGACACGGGGACUCCCCAACUUAACCGAAUGCCAAGCCUGUGGAUUUCGAAGUGACAACGCCAGCAGCAAAAAACAGAUACAAACGCUUUACAGCGAGUGGCGCAUUGUUCUUCUCUGUCCAAAAUGUUAUAAUCGUGUUGACUCAUCUCAAAUCUGCGCUUAUUGUUUCAAAGAAGCCUCGGAAGAUUGCUUUUCUUGUACCCUAUGUAAGCGAUCGCUUCACAAAACAUGCUUUUUAGAUUACAAAUCUGUUCCGCCCUGGUCAUACGCUGUUUGUGGUUCGGAAUUUACUGUUUGCAUUGAUUGUUGGGUCCCUGAAAAGAUUGCCAGCAAAAGGGGCAUCUUUAGGCGUGAAAAAAAUGCUAAGAUUUCUUGUGUUUCGGAAGUUAAGAAUGGUGGGGUGGUAAAGUUGUUAGAUGUGGUGAAAGAUGCUAAUUGUGCAAUGGGAGAGACAGUUGAGGCUGCGGUUGAGGCAAGGGGAAUGGCUCUUAACAUUAACAAAGCUGAUGUGGCUCAACAGGUGGUUGAAUUUGCAAACAUUGAAUUGGAAAAGUGUGAUGAUGCUGAAUUGGCAUUUCGGAUGCAUAAAGCCAUGAAUAGUUCACCUAGGAUUUCGAAAAAUAGAAAUCUGUCUGAUGAUAUUAGGUUAGAUGCUUUGGUUGCCGGUAGUAGUAGGGCUUUCAGUUGUUUGAAACCUACGGAGAUAGUUUAUGCCCGACGUAGAAAGAAACCAAAUAAGAUGGAACCAAGGGAUACAGUUUAUGCUAGCUAUAGAAAGAAACCAGUGCAGAUAGUUUAUGCCCGGCGUAGAAAGAACCCAGUGCAGAUUGUUUAUGCUCGGCGUAGAAAGAAAGCAUGUGAGAUAGCUGAUGAACAGUGUAUAAUAAAACAUAAUGAGAUGGUUUAUGUGCAACCUGGAAAGAAACAAUAUAAGUUAGUUUAUAAACGGCGUAGUAAGCAAAGUGACAGCAAGGAAAAAUCUGAUGUUGAAAUAGGACCGAAGGAGAGAGAAGAUGGAUGCUCUAAUUUUUUGUCAAAAAGUGGGGUUGAUACGAAAAUGAACUCUGAGUCUAAAGCUUAUAAUUACGAAGAUGACGCUAUUGUCUUUGAUAAUAUGCAGUCUGAUGGGAAGCUUGUUCAAUAUUUGUUAACAUACAGCAGGAAGAAAUCAAAGUGGAAGGGAACUCCAGUUGACAAAACUGAGUUCUUUUAUGAUGGAUAUAACCGUGAAAGUCAGGCUUCAUCUUCUCAACUGCCAUAGUCUUUAGAUCUCGUAAUACACUCCAAUGUUCUGCUUUUCCUCAUCGAGCCAGAGCUGCAAGUUAUUCAUGUCAAGAUACCCCUAGACUGACAAGUAAUACUACCAAUGAUGAUCCUUGGUUAAUUGACAAAAGCUAAACUGGAUCAAAUCCUUGCAUAGUUAUAGCCAUUUGAAGGUGAUUUGCUUGUUGCUAAAAGCACUCGAUGUGAUUCUGACAUGGACUAUUGUCCCCUGAAGAGUGAAGACUAUGUAAUCCUUGCAAAAUGCUCAAAGUUGUUAACCGGUGCUUGAUAAGAGUCCAAUUUUUUGCAAGGAAAAGGAGCAUGAUCUUGGCCGACAAUCAGGAAAGCAAGGUGUUGAAAGUGCUGAUAUCAAGCAAAAAAUUUGGACUAUAUCUUGAAGAGCCUUGGUGGUUUCUGGUUAGGCAAGAUCAUGAAUUGGUAAUGGCCAAUUUUCAGUUCAUCUUGACUAAAAUUUUUUGAGGUCAGAUUUUGAUGUUAUACAAUUAUUCACAUUUAUAUUAGAUGAAGCUUCUUGGAAACCCACUAUAGAAGCCUUUGUCCCAUUGGAUGUGCUUAGAGUAAUCAGGGUUUGUUUUGUCAUGGAACUAAUUUCAA